AUGUUCAUGAGGCGCACCACAGGGACGCUUUCGAGAAGCGCGGCUGGCGCAGUGGUUUUUCACGAUGCUGGCACUCUUGACUGGCCGGCUUCGAAAGUCGACACCACUGAGGCCGCCCGCUCCGCCAAGACCGCCAGCGCCACCUCCGAAGCCCCCAGCACGAACGGUGGCACCAGCACCAACAUCACCACGAGAAGCAUCCUCUUCGAGCCUAACUGGUCGUUGAUCACCUCGUACACGACGCGUUCCACACCACGGGCGCCGAUCCAUCGUACUCCUUGUGGUUCACGCCCAUCAUGUAGAUGGGCGUGGAGUUCUUGGGCCGCUCCGAGUUCACCGCCUUCUAGCAGCCGCCCUCGAAGUGGGCGUGGGCCUUGUCCGUCGUCACGAACGCGCCCGUCGACUCGCACACAUACGUGGCGCCGACGUUGUCCCACGGGCGACGGGCUGCGCGCCGCGAACACGUG
Molecule: messenger RNA, 467 nt
Organism: Phytophthora sojae
Lineage: Eukaryota; Oomycota; Peronosporomycetes; Peronosporales; Peronosporaceae
Exons: 1
Source: RefSeq, a predicted model, not a curated record